Messenger RNA from Entrophospora sp. SA101, 618 nucleotides. NCBI's taxonomy places the organism in Eukaryota, Fungi, Glomeromycota, Glomeromycetes, Entrophosporales, Entrophosporaceae. The record is from the annotation of a GenBank genome assembly.
AUGACAAAUAAAGUGGUGGCGGCUCGCACGGCAGCGAAAACACUCCUAGAUGAGGUGGAUAAAGAUAAUGCCUAUAACGCAAUAGGAAUUGCUAAUAUCAAGAAAAUAAGCGAGAUUAAUGCUAUUAAAGACUUGUUUAGCCAAGCCAAACAAGUAAAUUUAUACAAAAAAGAUGAUAAAAAGGCAGAUUACUCGGAUGGUUAUGUAGCCGGAGCUUGGAAAAAGUUAGAAGAAUUUAAGCAAAAGGCAGUAGCCGACUUCGACAAAGUCAAAGCCGCAACCACAGAAAACGAAUUGGAGGAAAUGCUGCAAGGAGUAAUAGCUGCCGCCACUGAUACGGCAACCAAGGAAAGUGAAUACCAAGAUGACGAGGCAGGUUUGAAAAAAAUUGAGGAGGAUAUUAACAAGUUAAGGGAGUAUAAGGAAGCAAAAAGCGAUGAGGAAAAAGGCCAAGUUUUCGCUAAAAUUAAAAGUGUAACGGGGAUUGACUAUGCGAUUACGGAAUUUAUUAAGCAGAUGGAAAGUAAAAAAGACCUGAUAAAAGCCGCCCUUAAAAAAAAAGAAGAGGAGGAACAUAAUAAAAAAAAUGAUCCGUCCACUACCAACGGAACUCCUUGA